AUGGCGGCAAUGUUCGCAGCGCCGACACACGAGGCGCACGCCUCUUCGGCCUCAAUGUCCCGCAGCACCUCGUUCCCCCUGCCUCGCGCCGAAAACAUGCCUCAGGACUUCAUCGACCACCUCGCCCUCGUCACACAGGCCCUCGUCAACUGCAGACCGCCCCCCUCUGUCCUCCAGCACAUGGGCCAUGACCUGGAGCACUCGUUCUUCUCGACCCAGCGCUUUGGCGCACCAGCCGCAGAGUCGGCAGACAUUGCCCAGAAGCUGUCCGCGGCACAGCUGUCGGAUCCGACACAGAACGGGGACGGAGGCAUGCUUUCACUCCCGCUCCCACCAUACAGCUUCGGAAAAGGCGACGCGCGGACACAGGCCAUUGAGGCCAACCUCGGCCGGCUAAUAGAACGCCUUUGGAGGGCCGAGAACCAGCUCGAGGCGUUUGCCUCGUCGGCGGCCCCGCACCACGCCACGACGGCCGCCUCUGUCCACAGCGAGGCCAACGGCAGCGCAGCCCGGACGCCCGGAGCCGACACCGCCACGUCGUCCGACUCCAAGGUGCCGGGCGACGACCUGGUCAAGGCGCACACGCCCCAGUCUCGCUCCUUCCCCUACCCGAUCUCGCAUGCGCAGCCGCAGAGCUCCACCUACCCGCUCAGCUACCCGCUCGGGAUGGGCACCGACGGGCCCGUGCUGCUCUCGUCGGCCGGUCGCGGUGCGGCGCCAGAAGACCCCAUCGGCGCGUUCGAGAGGUAUAACGACGAGAGCGGCCUGAGCGCUCAGGAGGAGCUGCGCCUGCUCAAGGCCCAGGUGCAGGACAUUGCUCGCGUGUGCAAGGCCGUCGCGUUUGGCGACUUGACGCAGCACAUCACGGUGCCCGUCCAGGGCCACGUUAUGGUCGAGCUCAAGGACAUCAUCAACCAGAUGGUGGACCGCCUGUCGAACUUUGCGGCCGAGGUGACGCGAGUGUCGCUCGAGGUGGGCACCCAGGGCAAGCUGGGCGGCCAGGCCGAAGUCGAGGGCGUCGAGGGCACGUGGAAGGAGCUCAAGGACGUCGUCAACCGCCUCGCAGCCAACCUCACCAACCAGGUGCGGGGUGUGGCGCUCGUCACCAAGGCCGUGGCGCGCGGAGACCUGUCCAAGAAGAUCGAGGUCGAGGCCGACGGCGAGAUCCUCGAGCUCAAGGUGACGCUCAACGUCAUGGUCGACCAGCUACGCCACUUUGCCAAUGAGGUCACCCGCGUCUCGCGUGAAGUCGGCAGCCGCGGCCAGCUCGGCGGACAGGCCAAUGUGCCCGGCGUCCAGGGCGUCUGGAAGGAGCUCACCAUCAACGUCAACCGCAUGUGCUCGAACCUGACCGAGCAGGUGCGCUCGAUCGGCAUGGUGACGACGGCCGUGGCCAAGGGCGACCUCACCAAGACGAUCGAUAUCGACGCCGAGGGCGAGAUGGCCCAGCUCAAGGAUACGGUCAACAGCAUGGUGGGCCAGCUGCGGAUCUUUGCUAGCGAGGUGGUGCGCAUGUCGAUGGAGGUGGGCACCUACGGCAAGCUGGGCGGCCAGGCGCACGUGCCCAACGUCGAGGGCACCUGGAAGGAUCUCACCGAGAACGUCAACAAGAUGGCCGACAACCUGACGUCGCAGGUCCGCGAGAUUGCUCGGGUCACCAAGUGCGUCGCCGAGGGCGUGCUGACCGAGUUCAUCACCGUCGACGUCAAGGGAGAGAUCCUCGACCUGAAGCUCACCGUCAACAACAUGGUGCGGCAGCUCAAGACGCUCAGCGACGAGAUCAUCCGUGUCUCGGUCGAGGUCGGAACCGAGGGGCGGCUUGGCGGACAGGCCAACGUCAACGACGUCAAGGGCCAGUGGCAGGUCCUCACCGAGCGCGUCAACAUGAUGGCCAGCAACCUGACGACGCAGGUGCGAUCGAUCGCAACCGUCACCACGGCCGUCGCGCGCGGCGACCUCAGCAAGACGAUCAACGUUGAGGUGCGAGGCGAGUUCCUCGACCUGAAGCUCACCGUCAACAACAUGGUGGAGUCGUUGCGCACCUUUUCGACCGAGGUGACCCGUGUGGCCAAGGAGGUAGGAACGGAGGGCAAGCUCGGAGGCCGUGCCACGGUCCUCGGCGUCGGCGGAACGUGGAAGGACCUGACCGACUCGGUCAACACCAUGGCCGCCAACCUGACGCUCCAGGUCCGCGCCAUCGCCCACGCCACAACGGCCGUCGCACGCGGCGACCUGACGCAGAAGGUGACGAUCUCGGUCUCUGGAGAGAUCUUGGACCUGGUCAACACGAUCAACAACAUGAUCGACCAGCUGUCCUUCUUUGCCUCGGAGGUGACGCGCGUCGCGCGCGAGGUCGGCACCGAGGGCAAGCUGGGCGUCCAGGCGCAGAAGAAGGACAUCGAGGGCAAGUGGGGCGAGAUCACCGACAACGUCAACAUCAUGGCCAACAACCUCACGUCGCAGGUGCGCGCCUUUGCGCAGAUCACGGCGGCCGCAACCGACGGCGACUUUACCCGCUUCGUGACGGUCGAGGCGAGCGGAGAGAUGGACUCGCUCAAGACCAAGAUCAACCAGAUGGUCUACAGCCUGCGCGACAGCAUCCAGAAGAACACGGCGGCGAGGGAGGCGGCCGAGCUGGCCAACCGCUCCAAGUCCGAGUUCCUCGCCAACAUGUCGCACGAGAUCCGCACGCCGAUGAACGGCAUCAUCGGCAUGACGGCGCUGACGCUCGAGACGGAGCUGUCGCGCAGCCAGCGCGAGAACCUCGUGACGGUCUCGACGCUCGCCGGCAACCUGCUCGCCAUCAUCGACGACAUCCUCGACAUUUCCAAGAUCGAGGCCGGCCGGAUGAACGUCGAGGAGAUCCCCUUUUCGCUGCGUGGCAUCGUCUUCAGCGUGCUCAAGACGCUCUCGGUGCGCGCCACCCAGAAGAAGCUCAACCUCAUGUACGAGGUGGCGCCCGACUGCCCCGAUCCGCUCAUCGGCGACGCGCUCCGCCUCAAGCAGAUCAUCACCAACCUGAUUGGCAAUGCGGUCAAGUUCACCGAGGCGGGCGGCCGCGUGUCGCUCAAGUGCAAGUUCACCAAGCUCGUCACGCCGGGCCAGGCCAUGCUCGAGUUCUGCGCGUCCGACUCGGGCAUCGGCAUCAAGCAGGACAAGCUCGACGUCAUCUUCGACACCUUCUGCCAGGCCGACGGGUCGACGACGCGCAAGUACGGCGGCACCGGCCUCGGCCUGUCGAUCUCGCGCCGGCUCGUCAACCUGAUGGGCGGCGACCUGUGGGUGCGCAGCAACUACGGCAAGGGCUCCGACUUUUUCUUUACCAUGGUCGUCAAGCUCGACGACAUCAGCGUAGACCAGGUCAAGGAAAAGAUCCGCCCCUACGCCGGCCGCAACAUCUUCUACCUCGACACGCUUCAUGACGACACGGGCGUCCAGCAGAUGCUCGAGGAGCUUGGUCUGAAGCCCUUCACCGUCCACAGCGUCGAGGAGGCGUCGCAGCGGAAGCGCGGGAUGCCGCGCAUCGACGCCAUCAUCGCCGAUUCGCUCUCGCUCACGCUCAACCUCACCUACUGCCUCGACCACGGCAUCUCUUCGUACAUCAACACGCCGACGACGAUCGCGGACCUCUACUACGCGCUGCUGCCGUCGCUCGAGAGCUCGGCGGCGACGCCGACCGAGGGCAACAACGAGGUCACCUACGACAUCCUGCUGGCCGAGGACAACAUCGUCAACCAGAAGCUCGCCUGCAAGAUCCUCACCAACCAGGGUCACAAGGUCGACGUCGUCGACAACGGCCACCUCGCCGUCAUGGCUGUCAAGAAGCGGCAGUACGACGUGAUCCUCAUGGACGUCAGCAUGCCCGUCAUGGGAGGAAUCGAGGCGACGAUUGCCAUCCGCGAAUUUGAAAAGUCGCUGGGCGAGGAGCGCGUGCCCAUUGUCGCAUUGACGGCGCACGCCAUGCUGGGCGACAAGGAAAAGUGCCUCCAGGCAGGCAUGUCGGCCUACGUCAGCAAGCCCAUCCGGAGAGUGGAGCUCAUCUCGACGCUCCACUCGCUGCUCGCCAAAAAGGCCGGCGUCAGCGGCCGGGCCUAG
This is a messenger RNA of Pseudozyma flocculosa PF-1, 4095 nucleotides long. RefSeq lists its product as uncharacterized. Gene Ontology annotation, cellular component: membrane. Gene Ontology annotation, biological process: cellular hyperosmotic response; phosphorelay signal transduction system; phosphorylation. Gene Ontology annotation, molecular function: phosphorelay sensor kinase activity. The record is from RefSeq and is a predicted model, not a curated record. The transcript has 5 exons. Lineage: Eukaryota; Fungi; Basidiomycota; Ustilaginomycetes; Ustilaginales; Ustilaginaceae. Bases 1 to 4095 code for a protein of 1364 amino acids.